AUGGCGCUCGGGCUGCUCAUUGCCGUGCCGCUGCUGCUGCAGGCGGCGCCCCCCGGCGCGGCGCACUACGAGAUGAUGGGCACAUGCCGCAUGAUCUGCGACCCAUACAGCGCCGCACCCGGCGGGGGGCCCGCGGGCGCGAAGGCGCCGCCGCCGGGACCCAGCACGGCCGCCCUGGAAGUCAUGCAGGACCUCAGCGCCAACCCUCCACCUCCCUUUAUCCAGGGACCCAAGGGCGACCCGGGGAGACCCGGAAAGCCAGGGCCGCGGGGCCCCCCUGGAGAGCCGGGGCCCCCUGGACCCAGGGGCCCUCCGGGGGAGAAGGGCGACUCGGGGAGGCCCGGGUUGCCCGGGCUGCAGCUGACGGCGGGCGGGACCGGCGGCGUCGGGGUGGUGGGAGGCGGAGCCGGGGGCGGCGGCGACUCCGAAGGCGAAGUGACCAGCGCGCUGAGCGCCGCCUUCAGUGGUCCCAAGAUCGCCUUCUACGUGGGUCUCAAGAGCCCCCACGAAGGCUACGAGGUGCUCAAGUUCGACGACGUGGUCACCAAUCUCGGCAAUCAUUACGACCCCACCACCGGCAAGUUCAGCUGCCAGGUGCGCGGCAUCUACUUCUUCACCUACCACAUCCUCAUGCGCGGCGGCGACGGCACCAGCAUGUGGGCGGACCUCUGCAAAAACGGCCAGGUCCGGGCCAGCGCCAUCGCGCAAGACGCCGACCAGAACUACGACUACGCCAGUAACAGCGUGGUGCUGCACCUUGAUUCUGGGGACGAGGUGUACGUGAAGCUGGACGGCGGGAAAGCGCACGGAGGCAAUAACAACAAGUACAGCACGUUCUCGGGCUUUCUUCUGUACCCGGAUUAG
Cynocephalus volans (Philippine flying lemur) is the source of this 864-nucleotide messenger RNA. It is a transcript of the gene C1QL2, whose product is annotated as complement C1q like 2. The record is from RefSeq and is a predicted model, not a curated record. Gene Ontology annotation, molecular function: protein binding. The coding region runs from base 1 to 864 and encodes 287 amino acids. NCBI's taxonomy places the organism in Eukaryota, Metazoa, Chordata, Mammalia, Dermoptera, Cynocephalidae. The transcript is spliced from 2 exons.